GCGUGGACUCCCCAGGGCUCACACACGCCUCCUCCCAGCAGCAGGCAAACGGGAGCCGCAUACACGUUCUCUACUCCACGCCUGCUUGUUACCUCCAGGAGCUGAACAAGGCCAAGCUCACCUGGUCGCUGAAGGAGGAUGACUUCUUUCCUUAUGCAGACGGCCCCAACAUGUUCUGGACCGGCUAUUUUUCCAGCAGGCCGGCCCUCAAACGCUAUGAGCGCCUCAGUUACAACUUCCUGCAGGUGUGCAACCAGCUGGAGGCACUGGCAGGUCCGGCAGCCAACGAGGGACCUUAUGGCUUGGGAGACAGUGCACCCCUCAAUGAGGCCAUGGCGGUGCUCCAGCACCAUGACGCGGUCAGCGGCACCGCCAAGCAGCACGUGACCUACGACUACGCGCGCCAGCUGGCGGCUGGCUGGAGACCCUGCGAGGUUCUCCUGAGCAACGCGCUGUCCCGGCUCAGCGGCUACAAGGCGGCCUUCUCGUUCUGCCUCAAACUCAACAUCAGCAUCUGUCCCCUCAGCAAGAAGUUAGCGCACUUCCAGGUCACCAUCUAUAACCCCCUGGGGAGGAAGGUGAAUCAUAUGGUACGACUGCCAGUCAGCAAAGGCAUUUUCAACGUGAAGGACCCCAACGGCAAGAUUGUGCCCAGCAGUGUGGUGGUUCUUCCCAGCUCUCAGUAUCCUGAGGACCACUCAGAGCUGCUGUUCUCUGCCUCAGUGCCUGCCGUAGGCUUCAGCAUUUACUCAGUAGCCCGUGUUUCUGGCUCUAACCUCUGGGACCAUACUCCCAAGUCCAGAUUCCGAGAACCCCAGACCCGUGUCUUGGCCAUUGAAAAUGAGUAUAUCCGGGCUAUAUUCAACCCUGACACAGGACUAUUGAUGAAGAUUGAGAACUUGGAACAGCAACUCGUGCUGCCUGUGAAGCAGUCCUUCUUCUGGUAUGAGGCCAGUAUAGGUGACAAGGACAGCAGUCAGGCCUCUGGUGCCUACAUCUUCAGACCCAGCCAAUCGGAACCAGUGCCUGUGAGCCGCUGGGCUCAGACCCACCUGGUGAAGACAGCCUUGGUGCAGGAAGUACACCAGAAUUUUUCAGCCUGGUGUUCCCAGGUGGUUCGCCUCUACCCAGGACAGCGUCACCUGGAGUUGGAGUGGACGGUGGGGCCAAUUCCUACGAUUGACAAUUGGGGGAAGGAGGUCAUCAGCCGCUUUGACACACCUCUGAGGACAGAGGGACAGUUCUACACAGACAGCAAUGGCCGGGAGAUCCUGAAGAGGAGGAGGGAUUAUCGACCUACCUGGCAGCUGAACCAGACUGAGCCGGUGGCUGGGAACUACUAUCCAGUUAACAGCCGAAUUUACAUCACGGAUGGGUACAUGCAGCUGACGGUGCUGACUGACCGCUCCCAGGGGGGCAGUAGCCUGAGUGACGGCUCACUGGAGCUCAUGGUGCACCGAAAGCUACUGGUAGACGAUGAACGAGGAGUCGGCGAGCCACUGUUGGAUGAGGGGUCCGGGGAGUGGGUACGAGGGCGUCACCUUGUGCUUCUGGACCAGGUCAACAAUGCGGCCGCUGGACAUCGCCUUCUGGCAGAGAAGGAGGUCCUGGCCCCACAAGUGGUGCUGUCUCCCGGAGGCAGCAUUCCCUACUACUCUGGGGCCAUCCCACGCACACAGUUCUCAGGACUUCACCAGCCCCUGCCGCCCUCAGUGCGCCUGCUCACACUGGCCCGCUGGGGCCCAAAGAUGGUGCUGCUGCGCUUGGAGCACCAGUUUGCCGUGGGGGAGGAUUCAGGCCGCAACCUGAGCUCCCCUGUGACCUUGGACUUGCAGAACCUGUUCGCGACCUUCAUCAUCACCCACCUGCAGGAGACUACCCUGGCAGCCAACCAGCCCAGGGCCAGCGCUUCCAGGCUCAAGUGGACACUAAACACAGGUCCCAUCUCCUCUCCUACUCCUCCCAAGCUGAACCCUGCCUCCAUCACACUGCAGCCCAUGGAAAUCCGAACUUUUGUGGCCUCAGUGAAAUGGAAAGAGGACAGCUAGGCCUUCUGGGAAGACCCCUUUGGUGCCUAGUGUCCUGCUCCAAGGAUGGGGUAGGCAGUCCCCCUCCUCAUCUUGCUGUUGCCAUUCACAAAAGCCAUUAAAAUGCCACUACUAAUGU
Molecule: messenger RNA, 2166 nt
Organism: Castor canadensis (American beaver)
Lineage: Eukaryota; Metazoa; Chordata; Mammalia; Rodentia; Castoridae
Source: RefSeq, a predicted model, not a curated record